CCCUGCAUACAUUCAUUUCUAAUCCACCAAAUCACUACUGGUCUUGUGGUCUGGUUUGCUCUUUUUUCUUUUUAUUUUGCCGUUGGCUUCUCUCCUCCCCAUACGAGUUGUCGGCAUAUUAUACUACAUAUAUUCUGGCCCUCUUUUUUUGGCUUUUGUCUGGUCAUCUCGACAUACCACUAUGAAACGAGUUUGUCGACCUGCGAUUUGUUGUUGUAAUUCCUCUAUGGGAGGGGCAAUAUGUGUGUGGCCCUCUUCUUCGGCAAUCAUGCUGAAUCCUGGGAUUGUUUUUGUGUCUCGUAUUGGUUCUUUGUUCGUACCACGCCCAAGCAUACGAAGGAGCGUUUUCUUUUUGGACUUUUUUUUGGGGCCUCUUUCUUUUUCGUUAGUUAUUCAGCAAUAUCUGCAUUGAGAGAGAGAAUACAAGUACAAUAUAUUUCUACAUUACC
This is a messenger RNA of Aspergillus brunneoviolaceus CBS 621.78, 449 nucleotides long. RefSeq lists its product as uncharacterized. NCBI's taxonomy places the organism in Eukaryota, Fungi, Ascomycota, Eurotiomycetes, Eurotiales, Aspergillaceae. The transcript has a single exon. The record is from RefSeq and is a predicted model, not a curated record. Bases 182 to 412 code for a protein of 76 amino acids.